AUGAGCAGGCGCGACUCCGCGGAACAAAACUCGAAGCCCGUUUCUAGGUUAGGCACGCCGGAUCCCCGUUUCGACAAAUCCAACGGCGGAGAUGUGCCGAUACCGUUGUACCACAAACCGCGGGGCAAGCGGGAAGGCCUGAUCUACCGGCUCGUGGCGUUACUGCUGCAGCUGCGCCUGUCCUCCGCAUCCGUUGUUCUCUCUUUGCUGGCGAUUCUCCUCGUGUUGUUAGCGGUGGUCGGCCGGAGAGGGACCGAUGCGAGUUUGCAAUUUGGCGAUAACUUACUGGCGGGUAGUGAGGGCAUAGAGGUGAGGCCGACCGUCGCAGGUGACGCAGGCGACGCGGGAGAGAUGACGUGGAUGGAGGUGGAGCGGCUCGCGAGGGGCGGCGCGCGAGCGCAGGACCGGUUCGGGUUCGGAAGCCUGAAAGGCGACGGGGGGAGCGAGAAUGUUGAAACGCUCGCAACGAGCGGAGAGAAAGGUACGAGCGAGAAGGGCGAGACGGGCGAGGUGGUCGGGAGUAGCGGCAUUUCUGCGGUUGACUCGGUUGACUGGGUUGACUUCAAAAACUUGGUUGUUCACGCGGCAAUCGAUCUCCCGGACUUUAUCCUCGUCCUUCUGCGGCCACUGGCUCCAUCUAACCCGCCAAAAUCCGACGUGGCAGCUGGUUACACGGCCGCUGACGUGGCAGCUGCCGCUGGUAAUCGAUCUUCUGAGGAAGCCUCUAGCGGAAUUUUUAGGAACGCUCGGUUCGGCCGGGCUCGAGUGUCGCAGGAGCAGCUGGAGCGGAUAAAGGGGAUGGAGUGCAGCUUCGGGGAAGGCUCGCUGACUGCUCGCACGCGGGUGCUACAGGUGUCGGCUGAUGGGCUCGACGCUGUGGGCGACGUCGGCGACUUGAGCGACGUGAGCGAUGCGAGCGACGUGGGCGACGAAAGAAGCAGCAGCAGUGGGGGCAACAGCGAUAGCAGCAGGGACAGGGCGGAGGGGGCGACGGGGGGAAGCAGCAGGCGACGGUUGGCGACUGUAGGAGUGUCGCAGGAGCAGCGAGGGGACACCGGAGUGGGGAGGCCGCCGCCCCUAGUGUACGAUGCAGUGACGGUGCGGAGGCGGGAGAGGAAGGGGAGGGAGGGGAGGGAGGGGAGGGGGAGAGGUUAUGAUGGGAGGGAGGAGAAGGGAGAUACAGUGGAAGGGGAAGAGGGGGAGGAGAGGGAGGGGAGGGAGGGCGUGUAUCUGUUCGUGAGGGGCCUGCAGACCAACCCGCACCUGCCGCCUGUGCUGGCCAAUGUGACGUGCGUGUUUGGCGCGGAUGGGGGGAUUGGGGGGGCUGGCGCAGGAGGAAGCGGCGGCAAGGGCGAAAGGGGCAAUGAUUGGGGAAGUGUCAGUGAGGGGGCGGAGCAGGAGGGGCUCUUGCGAGUGCCGGCGCGGGCUGCUGCUAUGGAGGUGGUGUUCUGCCCUCUGCCCGCCUAUGUUGGUGCUGAUGGUGGUACUGCCAACAGCAGCAGCAGCGGCAGCAGCAGCAGGGACGGCACUGGGGUGGGUGCAGCAGGGAAGGUCGCAGAUUUAACCAUGCGGGCAGUGACGGUGGAGUAUGAGGGGCGGCUGUUCCCGUCUGUAGCGCUCUUUGACCCUGUUGACCCGUUUGACCAGCCCGAGGCGCCUCACGGGCAGCAGGAGGGGGGCGAAGGAUCCAACGGUCAGCAUAGCAGCGAUGGGAGUCGGUUUGGUGAUGUUUUGAAUACUGACAGUGCUGGUAAUGGCAGUAGUACGAAUGUGGGGACUAAACAGGAUGCGGGAGUGGAAGCAGCAGAGGAGGUGGGAGACAGCAUGGUGGGUCAAAGCGGACUGAAUGGGAUAGUGGGGAAUAAGAGGAGGAGGAAGGAGAAACCGCACUUUGUGUGCAUGUGCACGAUGAUUUUCAAUGUGGGUAAGUUUCUGCGCGAGUGGGUGGUAUACCACCACUGGAUGGGCGUGGAUCGGAUCUUCCUGUAUGACAACAACAGCGAGGACAACACGACAGCUGUCGUCGCCAGCCUGGCAGCGGACGGCGGCGCUCGGCUGGUUGUGGGCACGCCGGCCGGCCAGGCUGCGGCUGCGGUGGUGGCAGAGGCGGCAGCACCGGGAGGGGGAGGGGGAAAGGAGGGACGGUUAGGAGGGCUGGAAGGUGGCGCUAUGGCAGGAGGGGAGGCGGGGAUUGAGGGGGCGAAGUGGUGGGUGCGGGCGGGGUUUGUCGGCUCUACUCAGAACCAAAGCCACGGCGCAUCUCCAUCACUAGUAGAGCCUUCUUCCCCCUCCUCAGUCUCCUCCUCUUCCACCUCUUCGUCGUCCUCCUCCUCCUACUCCUCCUACUCCUCCUCCUCCUCCUCCUCCUCCGCCCCUCACUCUCACCCCUCCACUCCAGUGGUAACCGUACACCCGUGGCCGUGGAUCAAGUCGCAGCAGGCGGGGUUCUCCCACUGUGUGCUGCGGGCAGCGCGGCAGUGCGAGUGGGUUGGCUUCAUAGACGUUGACGAAUUCGUUGCCCCCAAGUUCAUCGCACAUAUCGCUGAGAAAAGGAAGGAUUUGGGGGAGGAGGUGCGGGAGAAGGGGGUUUUCAUUCCGCAUUUGCUGAGACGGGUGGUGAGGGCGAGUGAGAAGGAGAUUGAAGAGGUGGUUGCGAGGAAGGUGGGUGGGGAGGGGAAGGGAGGAGGGGAAGGGGGGAAGGGUGGGAGCAGGCGGAGGAGAAUGGCGGGUGGUGGCAGGCGGGAGGUGCGGGGUGGAGGGGAUGGGGAGGAGAGGCGGAUGGGCGGGGGUGUGAGGGAGAGAGAGGGGGAGGAGGUGCGAGGUGUGGCAGGAGCAGCAGAUGUGGCAGGUGCAAGGGAGAGUGGAGGCGUGGGGGGAGGUGUGGGUCGGAGACUGCUUGCUGGUGGUGAUAGGGGCCUCACAGAGCACCCCCAGCAGGGGGUCUCGGUGGGGUACACGUGCCGUGCGCGCAAGCCCGACCGCCACAAAUCGUUUGUGCGGCCCGAGGCCGUGGCGGAUUCACUGCUUUGCCACAUCCACCAGUUCGAGCUCAAGGAGGAGAAAUAUCGAAGUCAAGUGUUUUCCGGGAGGGUGCGACUGGCGAAUAUCAACCACUACAAGUUCCAGGUGGGUGGGUUGUGCUGUGCUCCUUGA
Messenger RNA from Closterium sp. Naga37s-1, 3153 nucleotides. The record is from the annotation of a GenBank genome assembly. Lineage: Eukaryota; Viridiplantae; Streptophyta; Zygnematophyceae; Desmidiales; Closteriaceae.